CCUUAAAUUGGAAUGUGAGAAACUGGCAAGUGAAAAGACGGAAAUGCAGAGGCACUAUGUGAUGUAUUACGAAAUGUCGUAUGGAUUAAACAUUGAAAUGCACAAACAGACAGAAAUCGCCAAGAGAUUGAAUACAAUUUGUGCACAAGUCAUCCCAUUUUUGUCUCAGGAACAUCAGCAGCAAGUGGCCCAAGCUGUAGAACGUGCCAAACAAGUGACCAUGGCUGAACUGAAUGCCAUCAUCGGGGUACGUGGCCUUCCAGGUCUACCUCCUACACAGCAGCAGUUGCAGGCUCAACAUCUCUCCCAUGGCCAUGGACCUCCAGUGCCUCUAACACCGCAUCCAUCAGGACUUCAGCCUCCAGGAAUCCCUCCGCUUGGAAGCAGUGCUGGCCUUCUUGCCCUUUCUAGUGCUUUGGGUGGGCAGUCACACUUGGCAAUAAAAGAUGACAAGAAGCAUCACGAUGCAGAGCACCACAGAGACAGAGAGCCGGGCACAAGUAAUUCUCUUUUGGUCCCGGACAGUCUGCGAAGCACAGAUAAACGCAGGAAUGGCCCUGAAUAUACCAAUGACAUCAAAAAGAGAAAGGUGGAUGAUAAGGAUUCCAGCCACUAUGACAGUGAUGGGGACAAGAGUGACGAUAACUUGGUUGUAGAUGUAUCCAAUGAGGAUCCUUCUUCCCCAAGGGCAAGUCCUGCUCAUUCACCACGUGAAAAUGGUAUAGAUAAAACCCGCCUGCUGAAGAAGGAUGCCUCUAGCAGUCCAGCAUCUACAGCCUCUUCAGGAAGUUCCACUUCCCUCAAAUCCAAAGAAAUGAGUCUGCAUGAAAAAGCCAGCACGCCUGUUCUGAAAUCCAGCACACCAACUCCUCGAAGUGAUGUGCCAACCCCAGGCACUAGUGCAACUCCAGGACUUCGUCCAGGCCUUGGCAAGCCUUCAACAAUGGACCCUCUGGUUAACCAAGCUGCUGCAGGUUUGCGGACACCCUUGGCAGUACCAGGACCGUACCCUGCUCCAUUUGGAAUGGUACCUCAUGCUGGCAUGAAUGGAGAGUUAACCAGUCCAGGGGCAGCCUAUGCCAGUCUGCACAAUAUGUCACCCCAGAUGAGUGCUGCUGCUGCUGCAGCUGCUGUGGUUGCCUAUGGAAGAUCUCCUAUGGUUGGGUUUGAUCCUCCUCCUCACAUGAGAGUACCUGGAAUCCCUCCAAACCUAGCAGGGAUUCCUGGGGGAAAACCAGCCUACUCCUUUCACGUUACUGCAGAUGGUCAGAUGCAGCCAGUUCCUUUCCCUCCUGAUGCCCUCAUUGGUCCAGGAAUCCCUCGCCAUGCCCGUCAGAUCAACACUCUGAACCAUGGGGAAGUUGUGUGUGCAGUUACCAUCAGCAACCCCACAAGACACGUGUACACAGGUGGGAAGGGGUGCGUCAAAGUCUGGGACAUCAGCCACCCUGGCAACAAGAGCCCUGUCUCUCAGCUGGACUGCCUGAACAGAGAUAACUACAUCCGCUCUUGUAAAUUGCUGCCUGAUGGAUGCACGCUAAUAGUUGGUGGGGAAGCCAGCACGUUAUCCAUAUGGGACCUGACAGCACCAACUCCUCGUAUAAAAGCAGAGCUGACAUCCUCAGCCCCUGCCUGCUAUGCUCUGGCUAUCAGCCCUGAUUCCAAGGUGUGCUUCUCCUGCUGCAGUGAUGGGAACAUCGCAGUGUGGGAUCUGCACAAUCAGACGUUGGUCAGGCAAUUCCAGGGCCACACAGAUGGAGCCAGCUGUAUUGACAUUUCUAAUGAUGGUACCAAGCUCUGGACAGGAGGUUUGGAUAACACUGUCAGAUCCUGGGACUUGAGAGAGGGGAGACAGCUACAACAGCACGACUUCACAUCACAAAUAUUUUCCCUUGGUUAUUGUCCUACUGGUGAAUGGCUAGCUGUGGGAAUGGAGAGCAGCAAUGUAGAAGUGCUACAUGUAAAUAAACCAGACAAAUAUCAACUGCACCUUCAUGAGAGUUGUGUGCUGUCACUCAAGUUUGCUUACUGUGGUAAAUGGUUUGUGAGUACUGGGAAAGAUAACCUUCUUAAUGCAUGGAGAACUCCUUAUGGAGCCAGUAUCUUCCAGUCCAAAGAAUCUUCGUCAGUGCUUAGCUGUGACAUCUCUGUGGAUGAUAAGUACAUAGUCACUGGCUCUGGAGACAAAAAGGCUACAGUCUAUGAAGUUAUCUACUGAAAAAUAUGAUGGGGAUAUAACUUUUAGAAGUUGAACUGGGCCAAAAUUGUUCUUAAGUGUAGUAGUAGAAAGGUUUUGCCUUUUAAAAAGGAACAAAAGUAUUGAGGUUCCAGACCUUGCCAUGAAACUACUCCGAUUUUUCAAAAUAGAAGGCAACAUCCAGCAACUAUAUAUUGGCUACGUGGACCAAACAGAACACAGAGGCAAGAUGGACAGUUGUAGCCUAGGUUUUUGACGUAGUUUUUAAAAGCCGAGUCUACUGAAGAAUGUUGGAGCCUUUUAUUUUCUUUCUUUCUUUGUGACCUCAUACAAAUUGUUCUCAUUGCCUGAAUAUGGGGGAUAAAAACCUUUCUGUUCCUUGCAGUUCAAGUUGCAUUCUGUCCUGUGUAGAGCAGUGGUGUCUCAGAUGAACUUGUUUCCUGGUUUUGCAUCUUGUGAUACGUUUUUGUAUUUUUGUUGAAGGUCAAACGUUUGUAAAAAUUGUAAAUAUAUUUAGUUUAUUACAGUAAAGGCUUUAGUACCAACAACCAGUCUUCCCCCCCUGCCCCCUCCC
Messenger RNA from Cariama cristata (Red-legged seriema), 2771 nucleotides. It is a transcript of the gene TLE1, whose product is annotated as transducin-like enhancer of split 1 (E(sp1) homolog, Drosophila). The transcript is spliced from 18 exons. The record is from RefSeq and is a predicted model, not a curated record. Gene Ontology annotation, molecular function: protein binding; transcription corepressor activity. Gene Ontology annotation, biological process: negative regulation of canonical Wnt signaling pathway; regulation of DNA-templated transcription. The annotation marks the transcript as partial. NCBI's taxonomy places the organism in Eukaryota, Metazoa, Chordata, Aves, Cariamiformes, Cariamidae. Gene Ontology annotation, cellular component: transcription regulator complex; nucleus.